AUGAUCCAUCACUGUGUAUUCAUCACAAUUUCCUGUUCCAUAGGUCUCCUUGUGGGUACUCUUGAUGUCGUGUUGGACUCCAGUGCCAGAGUGGCACCAUAUCGAAUCCUCUACCAAGCACCAGACUCCUUGGUCUAUUGGACUAUCGCCUGUGGUUGUUCAAGGAAGGAAAUCACUGAGCACUGGGAAUGGCUUGAACAGAAUUUGUUGCAGACCCUUUCAAUCUUUGAAAAUGAGAAUGACAUAAAUACAUUUGUCAGAGGAAAAAUACAGGGCAUCAUCGCUGAGUACAACAAAAUCAAUGGCAUCAAGGAGGAUGAUGAUACAGAAAAAUUCAAGGAAGCCAUUGUGAAAUUUCACAAGCUAUUUGGGAUGCCAGAAGAAGAGAAAUUAGUGAACUACUACUCCUGCAGUUACUGGAAGGGCAAGGUUCCCCGUCAGGGCUGGGUGUAUCUCAGCAUUAAUCACCUUUGCUUUUACUCUUUUCUCAUGGGCAGGGAAGCGAAGUUAGUUAUCCGCUGGGUUGAUAUCACUCAACUUGAGAAGAAUGCUACACUGCUCUUCCCUGAUAUGAUAAAAGUGAGCACAAGGUCAAGUGAACAUUUCUUCUCAGUGUUCCUUAAUAUCAGUGAGACGUUUAAACUAAUGGAACAGCUUGCCAAUAUAGCUAUGCGACAGCUUUUGGACAAUGAAGGAUUUGAACAAGACAGGUCAUUACCCAAACUGAAGAAGAAAUCUCCCAAAAAAGUAUCUGCACUAAAACGGGAUCUUGAUGCCAGAGCAAAGAGUGAGAGAUACCGUGCAUUGUUCCGACUUCCCAAGGAUGAGAAAUUAGAUGGACACACAGACUGUACUCUCUGGACUCCAUUCAACAAAAUGCAUAUUUUGGGUCAGAUGUUUGUUUCUACAAACUACAUUUGCUUUACUAGUAAAGAGGAGAACUUGUGCAGCCUUAUUAUCCCUCUUCGAGAGGUGACAAUAGUGGAGAAGGCAGACAGCUCCAGUGUGUUGCCCAGCCCAUUAUCAAUCAGCACAAAAAACAGAAUGACAUUCCUCUUUGCCAACUUAAAAGACAGAGACUUUCUUGUACAGAGGAUCUCAGACUUCCUGCAACAAACCACUUCAAAAAUAUACUUGGACAAAAAUAUUUCUGGAAGCUAUAUCAGCUCAGAUGAUGAGGUGUUUACAAGAUCAAGUAGUUUAAUUUCUGCCAGCCCUCAUAAAAGCCUCAGCUCUGAGUCAGAGGGAGAGCGCCAAUUCAAUCUCAAUGACAAUGGCAUUCCAACAGCAACUCAAGCUUUAAUGACAAUGUAUCGGCGGAGGUCACCUGAGGAGUUCAACCCCAAGCUGGCUAAAGAGUUUUUGAAGGAACAGGCCUGGAAGAUUCACUUUGCUGAAUAUGGCCAAGGAGUCUGUAUGUAUCGUACAGAGAAAACCAGAGACCUUGUGCUGAAGGGCAUUCCAGAAAGCAUGAGAGGGGAACUUUGGCUACUGUUUUCAGGAGCCAUUAAUGAAAUGGCCACUCAUCCUGGCUAUUAUGAGGACCUAGUGGAGAAAUCGAUGGGGAAGUAUAAUCUUGCUACAGAAGAGAUAGAGAGGGAUCUGCACCGCUCGCUUCCAGAACACCCCGCAUUCCAGAAUGAGAUGGGUAUUGCUGCUCUAAGGAGAGUCUUGACAGCUUAUGCUUUUAGGAAUCCAAACAUAGGAUAUUGUCAGGCUAUGAAUAUUGUCACUUCAGUACUCCUCCUUUAUGCAAAAGAGGAAGAAGCUUUCUGGUUGCUGGUGGCUCUGUGUGAACGUAUGCUACCUGACUACUAUAACACAAGAGUUGUUGGAGCAUUGGUGGAUCAGGGUGUCUUUGAAGAGUUGGCUCGUGACUAUGUGCCACAGCUUUAUGACUGCAUGCAGGACUUGGGUGUAAUAUCCACCAUUUCCCUGUCCUGGUUCCUCACUCUUUUCCUCAGUGUAAUGCCAUUUGAAAGUGCAGUGGUGGUUGUGGAUUGUUUCUUCUGUGAAGGAAUAAAGGUGAUAUUUCAAUUAGCGCUUGCUGUCCUCGAUGCUAAUGUAGACAAGCUGCUUAACUGUAAAGAUGAUGGAGAAGCCAUGACAGUCUUGGGAAGAUAUUUGGACAGCGUAACUAAUAAGGACAGCACUCUUCCACCCAUUCCUCAUCUUCAUUCACUGCUUAGUGAUGAUGUGGAGCCGUAUCCUGAGGUGGAUAUCUUCAGACUAAUCAGGUCUUCCUAUGAGAAAUUUGGAAGUAUUCGAGCAGAUUUAAUUGAACAAAUGAGAUUCAAACAAAGGCUGAAAGUUAUCCAAACCCUUGAAGAUACUACAAAGCGCAAUGUGGUACGAACUAUUGUGACAGAGACUUCUUUUACUAUCGAUGAACUGGAGGAACUGUAUGCUCUUUUCAAGGCAGAACAUCUGACCAGCUGCUACUGGGGAGGAAACAGCAAUGCUAUUGACCGGCACGAUCCCAGCCUGCCUUACCUGGAGCAGUACCGUAUUGACUUUGAGCAGUUCAAGGGGAUGUUUGCUCUCCUCUUCCCAUGGGCGUGUGGAACUCAUUCAGAUGUGUUAGCUGCACGCCUAUUCAGGCUUCUUGAUGAAAAUGGAGACUUGCUCAUCAACUUCCGUGAAUUCGUCUCUGGGCUAAGUAAGGAGAAUUCACAGCACUUUCAAAAGAAUCUGACCAAAACAGGUGGGAUUUUUAGUGAAAUAAUUUUAUUGUAUUGCUUAGAUCCAUCCCCUGAGCAGGAAGAGCCAGACUCUGCUUUUGAAGCUACUCAGUACUUUUUUGAAGACAUCACACCGGAAUGUACACAUGUUGUCGGCCUAGACACCAGAAAUAAACAAGGAGUAGAUGAUGGCUUUGUUACAGUGAGUCUGAAAACAGACAAAGGCAAGAAGAGCUCACAAGAGAAUCGAAAUUAUCUGCGAAUGUGGAGCCAGGAGAAUAAAUCCAAAGCAAAAAACACAAAGGACUUGCCCAAACUGAAUCAGGGACAGUUCAUUGAACUGUGCAAGACAAUGUACAAUAUGUUCAGCGAGGACCCCAAUGAACAAGAUCUGUACCACGCUACCGCUGCUGUGACGAGCUUGCUUUUGGAAAUAGGUGAGGUUGGUAAGCUCUUCAGCACACAGCCCACAAAAGAGACAGACAGCAGCAGUAACAGCUGCAGCAAAGCUAUCGCCAGCGAGCUGUUUCAGAAGAAGGAGCACCAGCAGUACCCCCUCGAACAGCACAAGCCGUUCCAGAGCAGCCUGGUCAGCGGGGAUGAGGAGGCUGUUUGCACCGACAGCGCUCUGGGCAUGCAGAUGGAAGACAUUAAGCUCGAAGACUCUUCUCCCAGGGACAACGGAGCCUGUUCCUCCAUGCUCAUUUCCGAUGAUGAUACAAAAGAUGAUAGUUCGAUGUCCUCCUACUCGGUACUGAGCGCAGGUUCGCACGAAGAAGAAAAGCUGCACUGUGAGGACAUCGGCGAGGACACCGUUUUGGUACGGAGCAACCACACCACUUCUCUUCGUAGAAGCACUAGCAUCGACAGGGACUGGGCCAUUACCUUCGAACAAUUUUUAGCCUCCCUUUUGACUGAGCCAGCGCUGGUUAGGUACUUUGACAAGCCUGUGUCCAUGAUGGCUAGGAUUACUAAUGCUAAAAAUAUAAGGAUGAUGGGGAAACCAAUAACCUCAGCCAGUGACUAUGAAAUCUCUACUAUGUCGGGAUAAAAGGCAGUCGGGUUUUUUAUUUAUUUUUUUUAUUCUGUAUUUAUUAGUACCUGGCACCGGCCUUGGUAUUUUCAGAACAUGAUUGUUUUCACUAAUGUGAAAAUGUUUGGGUGCAGACUUAACUAUCUUGAAGUAUAAUCACUCUUUCUGUGGGAAAUGUUACACAAAUGCAAAUUUUAUUCAAAAUACAGAAAAAAACCCAGUUGUCGGUGAAGUGUGUGUAGUAUUAACCUUGCUGUCAAUAUAAAAUGGUAAAGAUUAGUUCUUCAUUUCUAAAUGUAAACUUAAUGCAGAUAUUUAUGUGCAUUUUUAAAACAAACAUAUAUAGAGAUCUGAUUCUUGGGGAAAAAAAAAAACAAACCAGGAAGUACCUAAAAUUUAAAGGGACACUGUCAACCUGAAUAGGACCUCAGGUGAAAUUAAACUCCAGGCAACAUCCCUGAAGGAUAAUUUUAUUUCAUAUAACUUUUUUUUUUUUUUUGGUCAAAGAGGAUAAGGGGUUUAACACAUGCUUCAAUUUUUUUUUUUUUUUUUUUUCUUGUAAUAUACAAAGAUGACUUCAGUGACACCUGCCUGGCUCUUAACUUCCUCUGCUUGAGACUGGGAUGCUCCAAUAGAAGCAAGAAGGCCAUCCCAAGCCUAGCUGGCACAUCAGGCAGAUGUAGUUAAAUGUGAUGAUUUCUGCUCCCACAGAAGGCAGAGCCCGUUGCGCCUUUCCCGGCGUUCAGCGUCCUCUGGCUGCGCCAAACCCAGCCCAGGGAGAGCCCUUCCCUUCCCUGGCUGCAGCCACCAAGGAAAGGUCUCCAGCACCACCCUGCCUGGAGCUGUAUUCCCAACCAGUGGACUUGGAAGCUUUGCUCCAGGGACAGUGUAUGCAGGUCCCAGAACAGAUUGGUAGAGUCUCUUUUUAAAAAUUGAAAGCUGUUUUUAAAAGUUUAAAAAAAAAAUUAUAUAUAUAUAUAUACUUCUAAGGCUGGAUCUACAGCAUAUAUAGCUUAGCUCUUAAAACUAACCUUUACCACCAACCUAUUAUAUCCUUGUUAGAUUAAGAAAAUAAAAACCUGUAUUGCAUAAGUCUUCAUUUACAACAGUGUAAAGUAUCAGUAAUGAAAAAAAAUCUGCAAGAUAAUGUAACUGAAUGUUUAAGUCUUACUGAGAACACUGUCACUUUAUAUAAAAUGAAUAGUAUCCUGUAUCAAUUUACUGAAUAAUAUGUUAAAAUGAAAACUGGAGCACCUGCACUUUGAAUCCUUGCUUCUUUUAUACAGAUAUUCAGGAUUUUUUUAAAUUCUGUUAGCUGUUUUUUUAAUUCAUAUUUUUUCAGUUCAGGAUCAUGCUUAUAUGCCUAAUCUUUAUUUGCUGUUUUAAGAACAUUUUCUGUAGAAUACCGUUGAUUUUUUUUUUUUUUUUAUAUACUCCUGUAUAUUGCAUCCAUGUAACUUGCAGAUUUUUUAGCAGAAGCUAUGUUUAAUUCUUUUGUCUUAAAAGAAUGCUUUUAAACUGUCAGAUGAAGUGGUUUUUAACCACAAAUAGGUAAUGUGAACAAAUAAAGUACACUCUGCACAGAUUUGGUUUUUAACUAUUAAAGACAUGCUAGAGGGAAAA
Molecule: messenger RNA, 5337 nt
Organism: Athene cunicularia (burrowing owl)
Lineage: Eukaryota; Metazoa; Chordata; Aves; Strigiformes; Strigidae
Gene: TBC1D9
Product: TBC1 domain family member 9
Exons: 19
Coding region: 1-3732 (1243 amino acids)
Molecular function (GO): calcium ion binding
Source: RefSeq, a predicted model, not a curated record